This is a messenger RNA of Hylaeus volcanicus, 7114 nucleotides long. Its product is annotated as frequenin-1. The transcript has 8 exons. The record is from RefSeq and is a predicted model, not a curated record. The coding region runs from base 1220 to 1783 and encodes 187 amino acids. Gene Ontology annotation, molecular function: calcium ion binding; calcium sensitive guanylate cyclase activator activity. NCBI's taxonomy places the organism in Eukaryota, Metazoa, Arthropoda, Insecta, Hymenoptera, Colletidae.
UCUAACAUGUUCUUCAAAUCUACCUUUAUCUUUGUUUUCAGGUACACCAGUUCGAAGAAAUCUUGCUCACCGCAAACCAAGCGGCUUCUUUGAGACAUACUUUGUAAUAUAUUUACGUUUCAUUGAUAAAAAUUAUUAUUACCUAAAAGAAAAAAAGACACAAGAAAGUGUCCGUUUCAUCGAUGUUCCAUUCAUGAAAGUUUCAUUUUCCUGACUGCGACUAACCGUUUAACCGAUCGGGGGCAGGUACUCGCGGGGCACGAGAAGAAAGUGCCAGGCCAGCCUGUGGAAAUUAUCUUUGGUCAAUCGAAAUCAAUUUGCUCGAUGUAUUUGGAGGAUUCGGUUAGCAGAGAAGGUGACUGAUAUCGCGAUAGAGGAACGAAAGCGGAGAGCAGGGCCGUAUCUGGGGUAGGAAGAGAGGAAGCAAGUGCUAGGCAGGAGUUACGAGAAGGGGUUGCACGGGGUGAGAGAAAACCACGAGAGGGGGCGAGAGAGCGAAGGCGCUAGGGUUCAGAGGGGAAAGAAAGAGGAACGAUCGAGAAUUCUCCGGCCGAAGCGAAGCGAUGGCUCGCGCUUGCGCGUCCCGAUAGCAACGCACUGGCACGUAAUGCCAUUCGGCGGAGCCAGUUCGACGCCAAGCGCCGCGACGCUAUGACGUCACUGGUUCGCGUUUUCUAGCGAUCGUUUCUCGACGACGCCGCCAAUCGAGGAUGGACUGAUGCCCGAGAUCUUCGGACGAACCGAUCCGCUUCGCGACCGAUCUAAAUUCGAUAGAUCACCCCCCGACUCUUCGAAGAGCUUCGUCGUGGAGUACGAAGAAGUUAGCGGAAGGAAAGUCGCCGUGGAGAAAGCCCUCGAAACCUUGAGAAAAAGUCGAGGAACCGUUUUCCCGUGAAACCGCAACAGCUAGCGAGGAAAGUCGAGAGCCUCUUUGGUGCGUGCGGCACGGAACUCGGAUUUCACGGAUCGAUUCUCCGUCUCCUUUGACCUUCCGCGUGUCCAGAUCUGGAUUAAUCGAAUCACCACUUAAAGUUCGAAACGUACAGCAUCGAUUCCUGUGAUCUCGAUCGGUAAUUCGCCAGCUGAAAUCCGCGAAUCGCCAAAGAUGCGGGCCGAACGGUGAGACUCUGUUCGAAGCCCGAGAAAAAGAAUCGACCAGGGACGAGCGAUAAAGUGAUACAGUCGCUCGUGCCGAAGAAAGAGGACUCUCUCGAGAAACAUGGGCAAGAAGAAUAGCAAACUGAAGCAGGAUACCAUCGAUCGACUCAUGAGCACGACGUAUUUUACCGAGAAGGAGAUUCGGCAAUGGCACAAAGGAUUCCUGAAGGACUGCCCCGACGGCCAGCUGACGGAACAGGGUUUCAUAAAGAUCUACAAGCAGUUCUUUCCACAAGGUGAUCCCUCAAAGUUCGCCUCGCUCGUCUUCAGGGUCUUCGACGAGAACAGCGACGGCACGAUAGAAUUCGAGGAGUUCAUAAGGGCGCUAUCGGUGACGUCGCGCGGCAACUUGGACGAGAAACUCCAUUGGGCAUUUCGGCUCUACGACGUGGACAACGACGGCUUCAUCACGAGGGCGGAGAUGUACAAUAUCGUCGAGGCGAUAUACGAGAUGGUGGGUCAACAGCCACACGCGGAAGACGAGAACACGCCGCAGAAGAGGGUGGACAAGAUCUUCGAUCAAAUGGACAAAAACCACGACGACAAGCUGACCCUCGAGGAGUUCCGGGAGGGUAGCAAGGCCGACCCAAGGAUCGUGCAGGCGUUAUCACUGGGCGGGGAGUAAUGCUAAUCUCCGUCGGGGCGAAACGAUUCCCCGAUCGUUCGAAAUCGGACGAUCGUGUCGUCGCCUCGAACACUCCAGUCGUCGAAGCGAAUAGUGGAAAAUCAAUCGUUCGAACGAUAAGGAUAAGCGAAGCGAGCGACCUCGAGCCAACUCCCCCGUAACAGAAUCAUGCAGCCGGCGUACACGCAUACGUAGGUAUACACGCAUCGACGCGGCACGAGGCGACUAUUUUCGACAAUUUCUUCUCCUCUCUCCCAUCGCAGAAACGAUUUUCUUCCCGUUUGCACGAUUCUACCGAAAUUCCGUAGAUAAUCGUCGAGGGCUAUGAAUCCAAUUUAAAAAGAAAAUGCACCCCGUUGCAGGUACGUAUUCGAGUAGAUUUAGAUGUUUCAGACUCACUUCUCGAUCCUCUUACGCCAUACCGAAGAGUUCGAGAGCGUUUAAAGCAUCCGCUCUCGUAGCCGACUACAUUCCAUUUUUAAAUUGGAUCGUACCGAAAAUCGUGCGACGGUAUCCCUAGAAAGCGUACAAGUAUCGCGUAGUGGAUGUCGAGUAGCCGUUAGUUUUCUAGUUCUUUGUACUCAACCGAAUCGUCGACUAUUUUUGUACGAACGGCGAACGAAGCGAACAACGAAAAUACCAACGCAUAUUUGGCACCUAUUCCUCGAUCAAAGUUUCAUUCGGACUACAUUACUGCUGGUUAUUAACGAAACUUUUCUCGUACGCGACCGCUGCUUUCCGACGAACUUAAUCAAAUAGCUAUUUCAUCCUCAACUUUAAAAGCAAUUUUCGCGCGAUCAACGAAACGGAUCGAACUAGAGUUUCGUUGUUACAUCUAUCGUUUUUAAGUAUGGACGCGCGAGAACUCGGAAUUCGUAGAAACGGAAAAUGUCACCGUCGAAAUGUAUCGCGAGCAGGUGCGGGCAUUCGAGUAAUCGAAUCGCGAAUAAAGGCGCGAGAGAAACUGCGACGUCGAUCACAAAGAAGAAACUGUAGCUGUCGCGCGGCUUCCACGUGCACGUGCUCGGACCAAAGAAACCAGCGAAGCUGCAGUUGAAAUAAUAAUAGAAAAGAGGUAGACGAAGGCAGGUGUGGAGAGCGAACGCGUGCCGAGUACAUUGUCUGUUUAUCGAUUCCGUGCUGAGCUUACGCGUGAAACUUUUACUCGAGAACUUAUCGUAGAUCGCUGUACCGCGCUCGGUGAAAAGUUGUACGCUCGCGUGGCUACCAUUCUGCCAAUUUUCGAGCCAGCGAACAAUUGUUUCGACCGUUCUAUUUCGUGUACACGAGUCAACACUUUUAUCGCGACAGGCCAGUUACGGUUUCAUUUGCAUUUUUAUGGGAUCCGGACUAUGGUAACGCCCAUUUUCCCGUCACUUUUUUAAACCUUACUCGCGUCGCUCGAUCAUCCGUUGCGCUCGACGAUCUCCGGUUGAGAUCCCUAUCGUUGUCCGCUCGCGAUGAUUUUUACGCGGCGCGUCCGAAAUAAAAAAGCGCGUUGAAAGGGAUGGAAACGGAGGCGGGGAUGAAAGAGGACAGGAAGUGAUUAAAGCGAGAGGGAAGUGGAAAGGGUGGGCAUUUCUCCUAGCCUUUUUAACUUCCCGCGGGCCGUGACCGGGCGAAUACACAAAACCUCCGGAGAACAAAAUCCACGGAAGGAGCGGCGAACGCAGCUGAAGCGAAAUGUGGUCGAUUCAAAGUGGAAAGAGAAUACGCACGGAGCUGAAAGCGAGGCCACUCUUCGAAUACUCGAACGCUUCGGUGACUUAAAUACGUACUCGAGUACCAGAGUAUCGUUACUAGAAUAUUAUCACAAUCGAUAAUAAUAUUUCUAUUCGGCUGGAAAAGCAAGACGGUUUUUUCGCUGGCGCGCGGUAAAAGACAAUUUCUUUCGCCUUUCUUCUUCGUAUUCUCGUACUUCCCACGCCCCGUUCGCAACGAAAGCAAAUUUCGUUUCCAUUUGCGCGAUGAAACUCUUUCGCGAGAUUCGAAUUACGUGUGCGAUAGAAAGGGAAGGGCAGCGAGUCUCGCUAGGAUCUCGUAACUUUCUCGCCAAAGGAGAAGCGAAACGCUGCGAACUAAAUAUUCUUCGUGGCGGCAUGCUUCGAACGGGAACGCGGAGAGAUACGUUAUUUAACGGGUAAACUACCACUGGGAUUACGUUUUUCUCGGCGGUAUUAUGUAUUUACAGGGUCCCCGGACUUUGCGUCUUUUGAAAAAUAUAAUAGAUGGAGUUACGUUUGAAAGAAGUUCCGGUUUCCAGACGAACGCUAUCGAAUAUUUAAACACGUGUCCACGUUCACGGUCCUCGAUACAGAUAGAACGACACGGAACGAUACGUGGAAAGGUAAAGGUGGGAAGUUUAGUUUCGGUCUUGUUUCUCGAUCGACGUGUAUUCCCUUUCGAGAUUUCGUUAGCGGAAAUUGUCGAUGGCGGCUGGGCAAGUCGAACGCGGCAAAGUUGCAAGUUUCUUUGGGAAUUGCCUCUACCCUUGCCCCCCCCCCCCCCCCCCAUGGAAAAAGAUUUACACGAGGGAUGACAACGGCCAUGGUGGAACGGCGGAAAAUGAAACCGAAGUUGGUCGUUUUAGGACCCAAAGGGACGUCGAUUGAAAUACUCGUAGCUUUGCGGAUAUUCGAGCAGCAAUUCGGAGUUUUAGAGCUUAUCCCCCUCCCUCCAUUCUCCUCCUGACCUCUUCCACCCCUUUUGUGGCCGCUGUUCGCUUCGGGAAUCGUAAAAUGGCUGGCACUGUAACGGGAAAAUGUUUUUCGGUCAAUCAACGCAGGAAACCGUUUCGAAAUUUCCUUCUAAAUCAAAUUAAACGAAAUAAGGGUCGCGCAACUGUAAUUUAACGAAACGCGCCAACUGCGGAGGAGAACGUCGGAAACAUGCCGCGGCAAAUAGCAACCGCGAUUUAUGGCGAACGCAAAUAAACGACCGAAACCUGUCGUUUGGUAAAUCAACGCGUCAGUCUUUCGGGCAAUGCUCCCGUUCGCAAUUUGAAAAUUAACCGCCGACGAAAGUAAUUUCAAAUAAUAAUUCAAUGUCAAAUUAAAGCGCCUGCUUUGUGUCGUUCGGUUGAAACAAUUUAUCCAGGUUGUUAGUUGAAAAUUAAAGCAAAUAUUCGCGCGUUCCUCGUCGACGUUCGUUACAGUUUCGCGCAUCGCCGCGCGGCGUCUGUUCUUUCGGACGAGUCGAGUGUUUGCGAACGUCGCUUCCGCGUUAAAUAUAUUUUCAUUAUUUUCAUUCGCAUCCUUGCUCGUCCAAGAUUUAAUUAAUUCGUUUAAUCGCCGAUACGCGUCCUCCGAUCGCAACCACGCUUUCAACUUCGGUUCGAAAGAAUCCUGUUCGUCGAGUAGAACGAUGAAACGCACUCACCGUGGAAGGGUUAAUUAAACGACGGUAUAGACGCCUUCGGGAACAGCAAUUAAUCUUGCACACUUCCGUCCCAGAAAUACAUCUCCGAGGAAUUUCUGCCACGUCACCGAACGACAGACGCUAUGCCAGUGGUAUUGUAUUUUUUUCACAGACGUCCGAACUUCUACUUCCAAAUUAACGAGCCGUUCCUUUUACCAUCGUCAGCGUUUCGCUUCUUUCCCGAGCAAUCAAAUUUGUCUAGUUCGCUUCCUUCUACUCAAUUUUUAACCGCGCUAAGAGUCGCGGUAUUUUCUCUAAAAACCCGAUACCAUAAAUCCUUCGGGUUUUCCCCGUCCUUUUUCCGUUCACGUCUAUAAAUGGUCGCCUGAAAAUGCCUCUCCAUUAAGAAGGCUAUCGUCGGAAUGAAAGUACUCGAGUAGCAAUUUACUCUGUGCUCGUAAUAAAAAUGUCUAGGAACUUCGGAAGAGUUCGAGUAUUCGAGUCGAUAGCUCGUUUACGGUUAUCGAGGAAUCGCCGACGCCGCACGCGAAACGCUUUUCCGUGGUUACUCUACUUUUUCACGUAAUUUUUCAUCGUUAAUGAGCGAUCGUACGCAACGAUAGCGCGUGGGUGCACGCGUGGGAAUUCCUCAGAGGAAACGAGUUUAUUUCUAGCUGAAAUUUGCAUAAACGCGACCAGCCCCUGACCUUCUCGUUUUCCACCUGGCGUUACGUUCCUCUGAAACGCGUCAUAUAUUCCACCGUCUCUGCGUCGGGCAAGCUAUUCACUUUACUCGGCUUUUGUGGCACGGUUGCGUUAUGAAUCCAGCCAGCGGAAUGGAUUUUAAUAUCGGCGUCACGCCGAGGCAUUCUCUCGGCGAUCCUUCGACAUCGUUCGCUACGGACAGGAAGCUAAGGAAACGUCUACGUCGGAGAAGGAGCAGCGAAAAAUUUUCCGUAUCGAAGCUGUUGCUAUCGAAAAUACGUCAACAAUAUUUUGCCCUGCUUUAGACGUGGUUUAAUUCGCGAAGCUCGCGUUUCCUAUAGCGUACCUUGCGAUCGAUCGCGGCUCCGUUUCACGCGUAAACGAGCAGCCACCGAAAACCGGGGGUUGGUUUCUUCGCGGAAAAGUUUCCUCGGUGCGGAAAUACUCGAGCCGCUUCUAUGUAGCGUUCAUUCGGGACAUUUGGGCCGGCAGCAUCGAGAACUUUCCUCCGGAGCUGAAACUUUUCUUGAUUUAUGGUGGCAGCGCGAAGUGCUCAUUUCGAGAAAUCUCGCUGGUCUCUCGGAAUAUCGGCUCCAUCGAUCGUCCGCGCACUUUUCGUGGAUUACGUCGACGUAGCUGCGUACGUAUGGACACCGGAAAAUUAUGCGCCAUUAACCGUGCCUCUGUCUGCGUCGCCGAGAUUAAGGUCGUACCGAAAGUUCGGGGACGAAAAGACACUGGAACGGAUCGAGGGGAAUUUCUUUCGCGCGUAAUUCCUCCAGCUACUCGCGCUUCGCUUCUGCUCCGGCGAGCCAAGCUUUUUCGCUCGGAAGAUCACUGCUUCCAAGCCAACGUUCGCGUUACUUUACCCAACGGCGACUCUGCAACAUCUACGGACCUAUAUUUUACCGGAUCGAAUCGAAUAAAAUAACCAAAAUAAGAAAGGUACCCGGCACGCUCGCUUUUCUUGAAAUAUCUUUAUCCAUUAACGCAGUGCAUUACAGGAAAAUACUAAAAGUAAAAAUAGAAACUUUACGCGAGUAAACAACGUAUGCUCUGCGAUCAGUGAUGGGCAAAAUCGUAAUCGCAAAUACGAGUACGAUUGCAAUCGAAUGUUUUCGAGUUGUGAUUACGAGUACGACCGUAUAUUCUUAGGGGUUUUCAGCCAUAGAAAUUGUUUACCUCAGAACCGACAUCAGAUUCCUGUUCCUCACGUUAAAAAAAACUUAGAAAACCAUACUUCCGUCAAAAUAAAAUUUUUUUAAAAUG